AUGUCUAUGUCCAAAGUUGCACUGGUCACCGCUGCAAGCAGUGGUCUCGGUGCAGCUAUUGCUCGCAUGCUAGCCGUCGACCUAGGAAUGAACGUCGUGAUCAACUUCAACAGCAACGAAUCUCGCGCCAAAGAACUAGUCCGAAGGCUACAAUCCGAAUGCGAAGAAACGCACGCAGGCUCAAACAUCUCCAUACAGGCCAUUCAAGCAGAUACGUGUGACAAGCUGCAGAUCAAAUCACUUGUGAACGAGGCAGCAUCGAAGUUUGGGGGUCGUCUAGAUGUUGUUAUAUCCAAUGUUGGUUGGACAAGGAUGCGCCAGUUCUCGGACCUUGACGAUAACGUUGACGAGGACGACUGGGACCGCUGCUAUGUUGCCAAUGUGAAGAGUCACCUGUGGCUUUUUCAUGCGGCGAGGCGGUAUCUCGAGGAAAGCAACGAGCGAGAAGCUGGAGUGCCCGUUUUUGUGUCUACAGCUAGCUUGGCAGGGGUGAUUCCCAGCGGAAGUAGUUUGCCGUAUGCUGUUACAAAAGCUGCCCAGAUCCACCUCGGCAAAUGUCUUGCCACAAUAGCUGCGCCGUCAAUCAGGGUGAACACCAUUUCUCCAGGCAUAUUACUUACGGAAUGGGGUUUAUCUUUUCCCGCAGAUCGACUUGAAGUUGCUCGUAACACGAAUAAGUUGGGGCGUUUUGCGGCGGUUGAAGAUGUUUCAGAGCAAGUCAAAGCUUUUGUCGUGUCGAAGUCAAUAGAACUAGCAAUAGUUAAUGCCUGUGCUCGACUCAUAGCCUGGGUGGAGGAAGCAAUGAAACUUAGCAUCCCCAUCCCAAGUCACGAAAGGGGUUACUUUGUCUUAACGAUCAUGGCUCGAACACAUCUCAAACGACCUGCCUCCGCCAACUCAACAAACAAAGCCACCAAUGGCUCACUCCCUGAUGUCCCCAGGAUAGUCAAGGAAGUAAUUGAUAGCAUUCGGCGAGAAGGCGAUGCCGCAGUCCAGCGUUACAGUGAACAAUUCGACAACUGGUCUCCUUCCAACUUUAAGCUCUGUAAGGAGGACAUCGACCAAGUUAUGGCGCAAGUCCCGGAGCAGGUGAUCAACGAUAUCAAGACUGUCCAGUCCAACGUUCGAAAGUUUGCUGAGGCCCAGUUGAACUCGAUCCAAGAGUUUGAGCUAGAGAUGGCACCGGGGGUGUUUCUUGGUCAGAAGAAUAACCCAAUUGAUUCCGUUGGAGCAUACAUCCCAGGAGGGAGGUACCCCUUGUUGGCUUCUGCACACAUGACUAUCUUGACAGCUAAAGUAGCAGGAGUCAGAAAUGUAGUAGCCUGUACGCCCCCUGCGGCAGGUGAGAUCCCCCUGGCCACAGUUGCGGCCAUGCAUCUCGCAGGGGCAGAUGAGAUAUUCAUCCUUGGUGGCAUUCAAGCCAUUGCAGCAAUGGCAAUCGGGACCGAAACCGUACCCAAGGUGGACUUCAUUGCAGGUCCAGGGAAUGCUUUUGUUGCCGAGGCAAAAAGACAGUUGUUUGGUCAGAUUGGAAUCGACCUCUUUGCCGGCCCAACAGAGGUUUUGAUCGUAGCAGAUGAAACAGCAGAUCCUUACAUGAUUGCCACCGAUCUUCUAUCUCAGGCUGAGCAUGGACCGGAUACACCUGCUGUCUUGAUCUGCACGUCAGCUGAAGUUGCCAAGAGAGCCAUUGAAUACUGCGAUGAGCAGCUGGAGACGCUUAAGACAGCUGCAGUAGCUAGUGUCUCAUGGCGUGACUAUGGGGAGGUCAUUCUUGCUGAUACGGUUGAUGAGGCCUACCAGAUUGCCGACGAGUUUGCUUCCGAGCAUGUACAAAUUCUCACAGAGAACCCCAGAGACGCUCUAACCAAGAUGCAACAUUACGGAGCCCUUUUCCUUGGCCCCAUGACCUGCGUUUCUUUUGGUGAUAAGUGUAUUGGUACGAAUCACGUUCUGCCUACAAAACACGCGUCAAGGUACACUGGCGGUUUAUGGGUGGGAAAAUUCCUCCGCACUGUCACCUAUCAGGAAGUCAAAUCUGCUCAGGCAAGCGGUGAACUUGGUCAGCUUUGUGGAAGGGCUGCCAGGGUGGAACUUUUUGAGGGUCACGCGAGGUCUGGAGACAUCCGUGCACAUCGAUACGUCGGGGACAAGUUUGAGUGGAUAAAGCCCUAA
Fusarium oxysporum Fo47 is the source of this 2175-nucleotide messenger RNA. Its product is annotated as histidinol dehydrogenase-domain-containing protein. The record is from RefSeq and is a predicted model, not a curated record. Gene Ontology annotation, cellular component: cytoplasm. The transcript is spliced from 7 exons. Gene Ontology annotation, molecular function: metal ion binding; NAD binding; histidinol dehydrogenase activity. Bases 1 to 2175 code for a protein of 724 amino acids. NCBI's taxonomy places the organism in Eukaryota, Fungi, Ascomycota, Sordariomycetes, Hypocreales, Nectriaceae. Gene Ontology annotation, biological process: L-histidine biosynthetic process.